AUGGCGCUAAGAAGAGCGUUCGUCUUGCUCAUCUUCUCCGUGGCACUGAUACUUGGCAUUUAUGCAGAGGAGCAGAUACCACCUAAAAUAUUUUCUAUUACUCCAAACGAAGGAAGCUAUAUGGGAGCAACUAGAGUAUACAUCAACGGUCAAGGAUUUUCUUCAAGCGGAAAUUUUAACUCAGCUGCAAGCCAGGCAAAACUCGGAAACAAAGCCUAUUUCCUGAGUGACUUCGAAACCGUGCCAUGCGACGUGGAGAACGAUGCCAGUCACGAGACCAUGAUUGUUUGUUACACACGGCCAAUGAGAAGAGAUACCUGGUAUUACAUCCAAGUUGAAGUUGACGGUGUGCUUGUACCGUUCCGGGAGAACUGCAAUAGGAAUCCAUGGAGCUGGAGAUGUAGAUUCGCUACGCGUUGGUAUAAAACGCCAUAUUUGGACCAAUGUUACGUCACACAAGACCAAGAAGAAGUCCCAUAUCCGAUGCUAAAAGCUCAUGCUCCCGGUGAUUUAAUAACUUGCAGAGGACGAAUUUUUACGUCUAUUUAUGGCCCGAACAAUCAAACUAAUGAAAAUGGUCGAGAAGUCUCUAUUCGAAGAGUAUAUGCUGGUGGGCAAACGUGUGAUCUUCUAAAAGAACCAGACGUAUUUCACAAUCUAAAAUUAUUCAACGAUGACGGAGACGACGGUAUAUUCACAUGUAAAACUAAAGGAUCGUACGUCGGAGCUCAAAACGUUAGCAUAAUGUUAACGGACGAUUUUGGAAGAAACGAUAUUGAUAUAAAUCAAAUGAAAACAAAUGGAAAAGACCAAGUCUACAAUUUUCAAACAUACGCGGAAAUCACUAGUGUCUCACCUAAAGUGGGCAGCACAGAGGGUGGAACACGCGUAACAAUUCAAGGAGAGAAUUUCGAUGACACUGAUGAACCAAUCACAGUUCUCAUUGGCGGUGAACCUUGUGACGUUGUUGAAGGAACAAUGACCAGCGACAAAGUUGAAUGUAUAUCAAGAAUACCUGGACCAGAAAAGGAUUACUAUAUAGGAUCUCGGGGCGUCGUGUUGGAGACUUGGAAUAAAACGACGGUAGAUGAUGAAAUUACGCUUACGCUUCUCAAUAAUGCUUCAAAUUACGAAGGAAUGAAACUCGUAGAUAAUACUGCAUGGAAAUGGAAUACAACAAAAGAUAAUUUUGUGGCGAGAUACACAGGUGUUUUCGUAGCACCGCACACUGAUCGUUAUAAAUUCAAGAUUGCUUCUGACGACCACGGAUCAUUGUUCAUGAAUUGCGAAGGAAGCAAAGAAAAUCUGACGAAAGUUGCUUAUAGCAAUUCAGCUACUUCAUCUUUUAGUGGUCAUGGCCAAUCUUCGGAUUGGAUGCAACUGACGAAAGGUCAACAAUGUUACUUUGUGAGUACCAAUCGUGAGUACGGAGGUGCAGCACAUUUAUAUGUCGCUGUGUUAAGAGCUACAACAACACUGACAAAAACUCAAUCCAUUGACGCCAAAAACGAAGUUCAGAUUAUCGAUUUCUCAGCAAAAUUCCUGAAAGAAAAGCAGAAUAUCAACUUCACCUCGUGGUCUAGGCAGGCCGGGGCUAUUGAAGUUCAGGAAGUUACUGUUUCUCAUUCUUGUUUCAAUACUGGAACUUGUCAAAAUAUUGGUUACAGACUGAUGUAUGAAGGAGUCAAAACACUUUUCAUUCAAGCAGAUGCUUCUGCGUCAUCUGUCCGAACCCAUUUACUCAACAUUUUUGCUCUGAAAGACGAAAACAUCGCUGUGUCGGUUGCAACAUCUAGUGGCCAGAGAAAAUACACGGUUGAGUUCAGACAAAAAAGAGGUGACUAUGCUACCUUAGGCUAUGAAAAAUAUCCGUCAAACGUUCAAGGAUUAUCUGUUUCUAUCAGCGAGAAAACGAAGGGUGUUUCAGAAAGAAAGUCUUUCAAAUUAAGACUUGGUGGAAGAAUGACCGCGGCCAUUGCGGAAAAUGCUGAUGUUGAAGCUUUGGAUACAGCACUAGAAGUGACAAGAUCUGCCUAUUGUCCUCCAUUCCUUCUCCCCGAUUUACGACAAUCAUCUGUCAUUACAACUCGAGAUUUUGAGACUGCAAAAUAUGGCGACCAAUGGGGAAGUAGAAAGCAGGAUUCCGAAGCGUUUUGUGGAACUACAUCUCUAAUGAAUCCUGAUAUCAUAUAUCGCGCAGGAAGAACGUCAGAUGAUCCUGAAACAAGACACAAAGCAUUUGAUGCCGUGCAAAAUAGAUGGUUAUGUCUUGCUCACCGUGGUCGCAUGUCGGAUAGGAUGGAUCUCACAGGAACUUUCAGAGGAAAUGGAAAAACUCAAACUACAACUCACAUUGUGACGUCACCUCUAGUAACACACAAUACAGAAUGGAGAUAUUCAUGCAUAGAUUUAAUCUCAGAGGCUCUUCAUUCCCGUUCUGAUCUAACAUACAUCGACGAAGUUACUUUGACCAUGGUUAAAUUCUACAGACAUUCCAGAGAUUAUAAUUAUUGGUUGGAUGCGAUCACAAUCGGAAGUUCUAAAACAACUGAUGAUCUGGAAGGCGUUCUUAGAGUUCGUACUCCUCCUGCUUUAGCGAAUGGUGAACCACUGUCGAAAGUUACAAUCAAAGAAUCGACCGGAGAUAGAUCUUUCGAAAUUGAGCUUGAUACAUAUAACUGUGGAAACAUGAUUCCUCUCAUAUCGAUAGCAUUUAUUUCUAAUUCCGCUGCAACCAAAGACAAAUUAACUCAAAGAGAAAGUAGUUGGGAAAGUGGAGUCAGUUUUAUUGCCACAAGAAUACAAUCCGGAAGUUUUCCCAUGUCCGGAAAAUUUGAUCUCACUGUGCAUUUUCCUAAUGGGAAAUCUUACAAUGUAACAGAAAUUCCGGUCGAUCUACCUGUGACUAAAUUUGAAGAGCUCCUCGAAAAUGAGGUUCCUGGAUUUGGUCAAGCGAAUGUGUGGAGAGGAGGAAGUUGCCAUGCUAGAGAUUAUGGAAUUGAAUGGCUGACUAACGGAGGGGAUAAACCAUUAAUGGAGUUACGAAUGGAAGAUAUAGAAGGUGCAUCUGAUAUCACCGGUAGAAUAUGGACCUCACAAGAUGGCGGGAUUUUCCACAACCCAAUGACAGGAGAUAUGCUUAGAAUCGCUUACGAUAAACCUCAGGUUGAAGUAUUUAUCAACGGGUAUCCAUCCAAAUGUAUCGCAAAUUGUGAAUUUACGACAUCGUUGGAUUCAACACCAAUAGUUAAUUCAAUGUCUCCGUCGUCAGGUUCUUCACAUGCAUCUACGUCAAUCACAAUUACUGGAACAAACUUAGCGGCAAUAUCUGGAGGAAAUACCACAGUCAAAGUUAGCAAAGCGGAUUGUUCUGUCACAACAAAUACAGAUACUCAAGUCGUUUGUGCUCUCGGAGAUGGUGCUCUUGGAACAUAUGAUGUAGUUCUUUCUGUUGGAGGUAAAGGUUUCGCCAAGAAACAAAAUGAAAAUGUGUCAUUGGCAUUUACCGUAUCAGGAGGAGUGGGAACCAUAAGCCCAUCCAGUGGAUUUUCUACUGGUGGAACUGAUGUCAGUAUCACAGGAUACGGGUUUUCUGCAACAACCACAUUUACAUUCGCCAACAAACCUUGUGUUGUAAAAAGUGUAACCGCGGUUAAAGUUGUAUGUACGACACCUAAAGCAUCGGUAUCGGUAACGGAUGUAAAAAUCACGGUACAAGAUGGAUCAGUUAUUUUAGGAUCACUCACCUAUAAGUAUGUAAAUACGGACGCAAUUGUUACCAGCAUUUCACCUACAACCUCAACAUUGACUGGAGGUAGUAAUCUAACAAUAAGUGGAACCAACCUUGGUAGCAGCGCGGAAAUGGUCACAGUUUUGAUUGCUGGAAAAUCGUGUACUGUUUCUGUAUGGUCCUCGACGAAAAUCACAUGUACAUUACCACAUGCUCCACCCGGACAAUAUCAAGUCUUCGUGGUUAUCAAAGGAAAAGGAUAUGCGGACACAAGUGUUAACAGCAUUCCUCCAGUGAAUUACAAACUAGAAGUUACCAGUAUGUCGCCAAAUACAGGAUCAAACAGUGGUGGAACAAAAGUAACUAUAAAUGGUAAUGGAUUCACUAACGAGAUUACAACAGAGGUGAAACUUGGAGAUUCGAUUUGUAAAAUUGAAUCUAUAUCUGGAACUGAGAUUGUUUGUACGUCUGGACGUACGACUAAAACAUACGUUGUUACGAAUAAUGGAACGCAUGAAAGUUUGGGUCCAGGCUUCUCAUGGGAUCCUAUGACGCUUGAUAUAAAUGUUGGAGACACCGUAACCUGGAAAUGGAAAAUUGAUGGAGCGCCAGGUGGAUGGGAAUAUGGUGCCAGAGUUUUCACCACAUCGUCAGCUGAAAGCGAUGAAUAUGACGGAGUAACAUUUGAAUCAAAUGCGGCCAAAAGUGCUGAAGGAUCUUUCAGUUACACAUUCAACAAUGAAGGGAAGUUUUAUUUAUCAAGUGGAAAAGUUGAUCAUGAUUUAUGGGGAACCGUCAUCAUGAAAGGAUCAGUUAACGUCAUGUCGCCAAAAUCUUCAGACAAUAAAUUGAGCGUGAAAGUAUCAAACCACGAGGCAAAUUAUUUGGAAGUCAAAAGAAAAAAACGAGCAGCUUCUUCGUGCAGUGGUGAAGUAACAUCAAUAAGCGGAUGCACACCUACCUCGAGUACUUCGAAAUUUUCGUUGACCACAGAUCCUUGUUAUACUCCCACUAUAACAUCAGUUUCUCCCAACAACGGAACAACAGACAACACUAUUACAAUAAAAGGUACGGGAUUUGGUACUGAAAACUGCGCGAACAAGGUUUUAAUAGCAAGUGGAUAUCCUGAUGAAUAUGAAUGUGAAAUGAUAUCAUCAACUUCAACAACAAUAAAAUGCAAACCAAAACCUAGCGGCAACACAUCCAUUAAUGUGGCUUAUCAUGUAAAAGUAAACGUACAAAGUCUUGGAGAUACGAUUUCAACAAUCAAAUCAGACUCACACAGAAGAUUCACUCUACUUCCAAGUGUGAAGUCAGUUUCUCCAAUUUCUGGUUCCCUCGGCGGCGGUGCAUUGGUCAAUAUUGAAGGUUCAGGAUUUUCAACUCAAGCUAGUCAGAUGAUUGUAAUGUUUGGUCAAUAUAAUUGCAUUGUACAAACCUCUUCCUAUUUCUCAAUCCAAUGUCUGAGUCCGAUAUCUUCAGUCGGAACAAAAGUCGAAGUUACUGUAACUAUUAGUGGACAAACUGCUGAAUGCGUCGGAACAUGUGAGUUUGAAUACAAAAAUAGCCUCACACCCACAAUCACAGCAAUUAACCCAACAAGUGUAACUGCGUCCGAUACUGAAUUAGUUUUUGAUGGAUCUUCUUUCAACUCGGACAAUUCGAAAGUUCAUGUGAAAAUCGGAUCUGAAACCUGUAACGUAACCUCUUCAACAUCAUCUAAAAUAAAAUGCAACAUGGCCGAACUACCAGCUGGCAAUCACGCAAUAUCUGUAAGUAUAGAUGGAAAAGGAAAAGCAAAACUUUCUGGAGUUCCAGCAACCAUUUCGAGUCCUCCUUUGAUCACAUCCAUGACACCAUUGAACGGCAGUAAAGCGGGUGGCACAAUGUUAACUUUUGUUGGUAACGGAUUCAAUUCUGAUGUUGUUAGUGUAAAACUUUCAAACAAAGUGUGUGAAAUCAACAAAGCAACGUUAACAAACUUCUGGAUGGAAUGCGAAACUCCUGUGCUCAGCGGAUCAAGAACUCGCACAGUGGUGGUAACAUCGAAUGGUCAAACAUAUUCGAGUCUACAGUUUGAAUAUCAUAACGAUGUGACUCCAUCACUAACUUCUAUUUCUCCUAGCUCCGGCGAUCCUGGAGAUCAAGUAAAAAUUAAUGGAACAAAGCUGGAACCAAACAAUACGAAAAUAUACGUAGGAACCGCUGAAUGUACUAAUGUUGUGGGAACUGAAACUUCGGUAACUUGUGUACUGGGUGAACAUGUCGGCGGGACUUAUUCUGUUACUGCUAAGAUUGGAAUUUUGGGAAAUGCAACGUCAUCACUUACGUUCAAUUACACUUUUUCGAUCUCCAGUGUAACUCCAGAACGAGGGAGCUUCGCCGGCGGAGAUAUUUUAACUGUGUCAGGUCGAGGAUUCAGCAGUAUGACUGAACUUCAAAUUUGCAACAGCACAUGUGUACAUAACGAUGAUAUGCCAGGAACAAGCGCGAGUAGUGAUCAUAUCUUAUGUAAAUUAGCAAGUGAUCCUGACCCCAAAACUGACUCGGACAAAGUAUGUGAUAUAUCUGCUACUGUAGAUGGUCAAUCAGCAACCGGGGCAAGCCUCUACACGUUUGCAACAGAUAAAACCCCUAGAGUAACAGCAGUAUCUCCCACCAGGGGUGGAACGCAAGGAGGCACAAACAUAACAAUCACCGGUACUUUGUUCGACUCUGAUCCAUCCAAGGUUGAUGUAACGAUUGGAGGAGUCUCAUGUACGGUAACGAGUUCAUCUAGUACUGAAAUUAAAUGUACAACCAAUGCGAGAGGAAAAUCAUUAAAAGCCAUUGUUGAAGUUACAAUUAGUGGAAAAGGGAAAGCUCUCAACAAUGAUGUAGAAUUUUACUAUGUUGAUGUCUGGUCAUCCAAAUGGACAUGGGGUGGGCAGGAUCCUCCUGUAGCGGGUGAUUUUGUUGUUGUUCCAUCCGGACAGACACUCGUUAUGGACGUGGAUACCCCAGUAUUGAAGAUGCUUCUGAUUAUGGGGGGCGUAGUUAUAUUCGACGAAAAAGACAUCCACGUGCAAACUGAAAAUAUAUUAAUAACUGAUGGAGGCGUGUUACAAAUUGGAACUGAAGAAAAACCGUUUCAACGCAAAGCUCGCAUCACAUUACAUGGUCAUCUGAGAUCUCCAGAAUUACCAAUUUAUGGAACAAAAACGAUCGGAGUUAGGAAUGGAACUUUAGAUUUACACGGAAAGCACGUACCAAUUACAUGGACACAUCUAUCAGAAACAGCAAAUGCUGGAAGUUCAACUAUAAAAUUAAAACAAGCUGUGACUUGGGAAGCCGGAGAUGAAAUAGCAAUUGCUAGUACCGGUGACCGGCAUAGUCAGAGAGAAAACGAACAGAAAACUAUUAAAUCUAUUGCUGUAGAUAAGAAGACAAUAACAUUAACUGAACCACUGGAGUACACUCACAUAUCAGCUUCGGAAACAUUCGACGGUGUUACCGUUGAAACUCGAGCUGAAGUUGGACUACUAACAAGAAACAUUGUAAUCGAAGGGUCGAAGCAUAUGGAAUGGGCAAAAGAUGUUAUACCUAAAUGUGAUGCUGGAUUCAAUACAGGAGAAUUUGCAACUCAAACAUGCUUCCAGGGAAGAUUUGGGGAGGAAGAGGGUUCUGACCAGUUUGGUGCACAAAUCAUGAUUCACCAUCGUUCACCUGAUCUUGACAUUGCUCGUGCGAGAAUCGAGUAUGUAGAAUUAAGACACAUGGGACAAGCUUUCAGACUUGGAAGAUAUCCGAUACAUUUCCAUAUGCUUGGUGAUGUAUCUUACAGAAAUUAUGUCAGGGGAUGCGCAAUUCAUAAAACGUUUAAUCGAGGGAUCACCAUUCACAAAACACAUCAUCUACUUAUCGAACAUAAUGUUCUAUUCGAUACAAUGGGAGGAACCAUUUUCAUUGAAGAUGGAAUAGAACACGGGAAUAAAAUUGAAUACAACUUAGUAGUGUUUUGCAGGCAAAGUACUUCUUUACAGAAUGAUGAUAUCACACCCGCAGCAUUCUGGGUAACAAACCCCAACAACACUCUUCGACACAACGCAGCAGCAGGUGGAACUCAUUUCGGCUUCUGGUACAGAAUUCAUCAACAUCCAGACGGACCUUCUUUUGAUCCUAACAUAUGUCAACAAUUACACCCAAUGCAGGAAUUUGCAAAUAACACUGUUCACAGCCAAGGAUGGUUUGGUCUCUGGGUGUUCAAGGCAUAUACUCCAAAAGCUGAUGGUUCAUGUGGAUCAACUGAACCUAAUGUUGUGAAGUAUGACUCAUUUACGGUUUGGAACUGCGAGAAAGGUGCCGAACUUGUGAAUGUUGGAGCUAUUCAGUUUCACAACUUCAUCAUGGCAGCCAACGAGAAAGCUGGAAUUGAAACAAAGCUUGUUGUUGACAAACACGUAAAAUGGGGCCAAGUUGGAACAUACGAUUCUUUCGUUAUUGCUAGACUAUCUGCAAUAACCACAGGUGGUUCUACCAAACGUGGAAUUAUCCUGCCUUUCACGGAAGGGUACGAAGUUAACAACACAAAAUUUAUUAACUUUGAUGAGUCUGGAACUGCAGCUAUUGGAGUAACUUCUAUUGACGGAACAUGUAGUGUUCUAUGUGGUGGAUGGGAAGCAAGAUUCUCACAAAUUUCGUUUCAAAAUUCUCCAAACAAGGCGGCCUUCAGGUGGGAACAUGAGGUUAUUCUUCGAGAUCGAGAUGGUACAUUGUCUGGAACAGGGAAGCACUCAGUGAUCACUCCUUACAAUCCUACAAUAUCAAAAACAAGUUGCCCAGAAAUUGGUGGAUUUAACAUCGGAGAAUUUCCAGGUGUUAUUUGUGAUGGUUCAGUUAAAUUUCAUCGAUUAUCUUUCAAUACCGUUAAUCCAACUUCACUUGAAGCAAAAUAUGUAAAAUUCACGAACGAAUAUGGUGUGACGUAUAUCCCAUUUGCCAAGAAACGAUUAACUCAUAAAUUUGGUUGGAUGGGAACAAUGAUGGACGGCGAAACGUACAAAUGGGUGUUUGACAGCGCUGAGCAGAUAACUAACAUUUCUUAUUCGUCCGGAUUUUAUAAUUUUGAGGAAAAUGACUGUGUAAUUGUCCAACACAAUCUCACUCAAAAACCAGACAAAUUUUUCAUAGCUGGUGAUGCUGAUGAUUACCAAAAAGAUAGAAUGGUAACAUGCGCAAACAAUUACCAUGGAGAUUACUAUUUUGAACCAAACACGAAAACGUUAUCAUACAUUGUAUCUGGUCGGGAUAAGCCAUCGCGCAGAAAGAAGAGGGCUAUAUCAUCUUUAUCCGCCACACCGAAUGCAGUCAACAGAGACGUCAAUUUCCGUGUAUACCGAUGCUUUUAUGAGAAAUGUAUACCUCCGCCUGAUCCGAACAAUUUGCCUCCUGCAAGAGAGCGACCAGAUGACGUUCAAUAUUGGGAUGUAACAUCUGAAUGGAAGACAAAUACCGGAGAAUAUACAACUGUAAAUGGCAACGCAGCAUCUUCAACACCUCCAGAUAACCAAGAUAUCAGGAUUGAACCUGGAACGUGGAUGGUUGUGCGACAAAAUUUACCCAAGAUGAAUAAAUUGUGGAUUGAGGGGGUUUUGGAAAUAGAUUGGGAUGAUGAAGAUUUGUCAUUAACAUUGAGUGCUACUCAUAUUGUUAUUAUGGGCGGACGACUAAUAGUUGGUUGGGAGGAUGCGACCUUCAAGGGACAACUCAGUCUUGUGUUACGCGGCGAUAUUAAUACGCAGGAUGUUGAAUUGAACGGUGGAGUUGUUGUCGGAUCAAAAGCUAUAGGUGUUCUUGGUGGACUGGACUUACAUGGUCGCACGAGAAUGCUUACAAAGACUCAUCUGGCUUCUGCUGUCACUGCUGGUCAAAAUUCCAUCACGUUGGUGGAUUCUCCAAGUGAUUGGUCUGUUGGCGAAGAAAUUGUUAUUGCUACUACCAGUGCUGAUCCAUGGGAAACAGAAACCUUCAAAAUAUCUGAAAUAAACGCCAAAACUCUUACGUUAAAUGCGACAUUGAAAUUUGAUCAUAUGGCUGAUACAUUCACAUAUACUGAUAAAAGUGGAGUGGAACAAUCUUAUGACAUUAGAGCCGAGGUUGCUUUACUUACCAGAAAUAUUAAAGUAAUCGGAGAAGAUUAUAAUGAUUUGUAUACUCAUUCAUUUGGAGCAAGAGUUCUUGUCGCUGGAGUAGGCUCUACAAGGGGCUACGCACGCGUUCAGAACGUUGAAUUCUAUCAUACAGGACAAGAAGGAUUUAUCGAUAAUUACGAUCCGAGAUAUUCUUUGGCAUUCUUGAAUACAGGAAGUGUCGAUACCAUUAAGCCUUCCUCCGUGAAACGUAAUGUUUUUCAUCAUGGUUUUAACACUGCUAUUGGAGUGUUUGGUGCCAGCUUACUGGAAGUAAAAGGAAACAUUAUUCAUCAUACAGUUGGCCCUGCGAUAAGAGUAGAAGGCGAUCAAGUGAGAGUUGAGGAUAAUCUAGCUAUGCUGGUCCGUACUAGAUCUGUUUAUCAAGACAGAAUGGAAGAUGAUAUUAUGCUAUGGAAAGCCGCGAUUGAGGUGAAUUUAGCAACAGCGCCAGUGAUCUCGGAUAACGUUGUCGCUGGCUCCGAGAGAGGAGGAUAUCGUAUCGAUGGACAUAAUUGCGACGACACAUCGACAACGGGCAGUGUAACUUGGGGAACGAACACAGCUCGAGCAUGUUUACAAGGAAUAUGGAUGAACAAAGAUGGAUUUCCCUCCUGCUCUCUGAUUAGCAAAUUCAAUAUACACUCUGCUUAUGAUUAUGCUGUAUAUUACCAAGGGAGUGGAUCUGUCAAGAUGAGCGAACUUCUCAUCACGGAUAGUCCGAUUGGAAUUGUACCAAUUGUAUACGCGCCAGCAUCACUAAGUCAUGCCAUGCAAAAUAAGUACGUUCACCUUGAAAGUUCAACCAUAGUGGCAGUCAGCAAAGCAGACUAUUGUCCUACACUUCCCACUACAACGGACUACGUGCAAAAUUCUGUGCUUGCAAGAGCAAAACCAAGAACUGGCGCUAAUGACAAGGCAAGAGCGGGAGUGUUGUGGCCAAUAUUUAUUUCUGGGCAAAAUGCAGCUCCAUCAAAACCAUUUGUAGGAUCGUUGUCUUAUCCAGCAAUAGGCGGCCAAACUAUUUUGAAAGAUCUAACUUUUGUAAAUUUCGGCGAAACGACAUGCUCAUCCGACCACUCUGCUAUCAUGACAAAUCUAAAAAUUGAAGAUUUUCUUCAUCCAAUAUCUGUUUCUGGUCUACAUUUUGUAAAUAGUCCUGAAGAUUCACGACUUUUCAUCCAUCGGCCAUCAAUCGGAGCCAUAAACCCAUCUGAUUGCGUUGAUAUGGAGUGUGAUGGAAUGAAGAAAGCUCUCAUUAAAGAUACAGAUGGUUCAUUACUUGGAUCACCAGGUUCUGCUAUUCCACAGGCUGAGUACGAAUGGGAUGGUGACCCACGACGAGGUCUUGGUGAUUAUAGAAUUCCAAAGACUAUGUUAACAAAGUCGGACGGCAGCAGAAUACCUGUUGAUGAAAUCGUACCCAACAAAGGAAUUUUAAGAGCUAAUACAAGUGAUGCAACCUGUACAUUGAAUCAGCGAUGGCAAGCGUGGAAAUGUCUAGGAUACAAACAUGGAAUUUUAGUUAUUGAAAGUUUAGAUGACGACACAGAGACACGAAGACUUUCACCUGUCGGACUAAUGUCAAACAGCUAUAUUGAUUUAAAUAACGGACCACAAGAUCAUGGUUGGUGUGCUGGAUACACUUGCCAAGAAAGAUUAUCGACAUUCUGGACAAUUGUUGCGUUUGAGAAAACAUACGAAAUGCAUUUCUCAGGAACCAACCCUCAAAAACUCAAAUUAAGAAUGUUAAAUGAAGAAGCCACCACAAAAAUGGUUAUGAAAAUAUUUUACACAAGACCACAAAGACUGGAUAUUUAUGUCGAUAAUAAAUAUGUAAAAUCGACGAACUCUCGUACGAAUGAAAAUGGUCAGGACGUCCUUGCUCCGCCGCCCGUUGAUAGUCCAGCCAUCUUCAAACCGAAUAUUACAAACGAUGUCGGAACAAAUUAUUUUGACAGAGCAGCAAAAAUUAUUCAUAUUACGUUGUCUGGAGAAACACCCGUAUUGGUUAAAGAAGCGGAAGUUGUUGUUAUCACCUUCAAUCUUCCUGCUGUAUCUCCUGAUGAAUUCUUCGACAAUGGGAAAUUGAUUCAGAAUCUGGCACUGUUUUUAGAUAUCCCAGAAAGCAAAAUUAGACUUGUUAACGCUGUGCGUGAAGGAUCAACAUCAGGUAGAAAACGACGAGCCGUUGAAAGUUACAGCGCAACUGUUGAAAUUGGAGACCCACCUGCAGCCACUGUUGAAGAAUCGACGUCAACAUCAAACGAAUCCACAACAGCAGCACCGGGUACAGGUGGAACAACGCCAGCAUCAAUAUCACUAGAGGAUCUUGCCAGAACCACGUCUUCAAUUACCAAUGCAUUGCAACAAGGAACGUUAGCAAAAGCUCUUGAAACCGAAGUUGAUUCGUUGAGUGUUGUAGAUCCAAGAGAACCACCCGUGCGAAACGCGAAUAUUACUAACACAACAGAUACUGACGAAGAUCAAACAAUCGGUUACUUUGUGCCCGCGGGAUUAAAGGUUGUUCAGCAACCUGCAGGUGGAAACGCGGAAUCAGUGAUGUUACCGACACUGCAGGUUACUGGUAUUGACAAUGCUGGUAAUAAUAUUGUGCUGGGACAUAAAGGGGACCAAUGGCAAGCAACAGUAACAAUACAGAGUGGAGAUACCACUGCAAAAUUAUCUGGGACGACGAUAGCUAAGUUUGAUAAAGGGAUUGCAUCGUUUGAAAAUCUGACCAUUUCACUAGCUGGUUCAUUUGUAUUAAAAAUCACUGUAACUUAUCCUAUUGGACAAACGGCGCUAAAUGCUGUAACUGAUCCAUUCACGCUUUCUGAAGCCAUUGUGACGACGAAGCAAACCCCAACCACAGUCAAAGUUGACCCUGUACCACCACCUGUCAGCAACUUGGCAGUGAUAAUCGCCUGUUCUGUAGUUGGAGGACUUUUACUGAUCGCGGUCAUUGUGAUUAUCGUGUUGAAAGGACCUUGUUCGAGUACUUACACCAAGAACGCUUCUUCACCUGCACCAUAUUCUCAAUCUUCUGCACAACCGUCGCCAACAAGGUCGACUGAGCUUUCUAACAUAGAUUUUGAACAUGAAGAAUCCCAGCAUCCGCACUCUGUCAUCGACGAUACAAAAUCGCGACCUCCAUCUUACAAAAAAUCACCAAACCCUUAUGAUAACGUUAAUUGAAGAUUGUCAGCAAAGUUUAAUUUCAAUUUGGACUUUUCAGUUUAUUAUUUUAUAGUUCAUAGAUCAAGCAUAGCUCUCCAAUAAUACGAUUUUCCAAGCAAGAUCUAAAGAUGGCCUCCGAUACUUUCGGUAUACCUAGUUCGCUAUUUCCUAGUUGAGAAAUUCUUUUAAUAAAAAGAAAUAAUACUUCAAUGAACAACGUACAUUUUUAUAUUUUUGCACUGCAUUAAAUAAUCAAAAAAAAAAACGUAGUUUGGUGUCUGUUCCCUUUAACAUAGUGAUUCAAUGUUUUUGUUGUGGUAUGAUUACCGAUAUAAAUCAGUAAAAUUAAUUGCUUUUUUGAGUAAAUCUAGUCGCCUACCUAAAUAUUGGGAAUCCAACAUCUUUUCAAUUCUGCGUAAAAUAUUGACAAUUUACUCACAAAAAAUUCCAGUUGAAAUAUUUCAGUUUUAUCCCAAUAUUUUUGAUCUCGGUAAAGUUUGAAGGGAACAACGCAGUAUUUUCUCACAAAAUCACUGUUUUACUUGAAUUUCAUUUUGUAGAAGAUCCUUAUUUCUUUACUGUUUUUGAGUUUGAAAAUUUCAAUUCAUGAAAACUCAAAUCGUAAACACUAUUAGUUGUACUUUCAACACAUAACAUUAGACAUAGAUAGAUAGAUCUCAGAUUGUGAGUGUCUUGAAACGUACUUGGUCAGUAUUUAAGACUUGAAUAUUCAGUAUUUAUAAAACUGAUUUCUGCUGUGUAUACUAAUUAUGGAGCAAUAUUGAUUUUUUAUUUUGAAUUAUAUGAAAUAAAAUAAAAAAUGUUUCUAUCAUCAACGGAAAUUAACAAAAAAUUUCAACAAAAAUUGCUUAUUUUGAAGAACUUUCAUUUGAUUAUACGUCCCACUAGCAAUAUUUCUUGACUCAUUUUUUCAUGUUCAUUUUUUUCUAUAAAUAGAUGGAAAGUUCAAACUUGUGUGAAGUAAUAUUAUAUAUUGCAUUGUUUUUUCGAUGAGUUCCAGCAUAUGUUCCACUGUUUUAUUCAUUAUAUUAUGUUCGUUAAGUACUAUUUUUCUGUCCCUUCAUGCAGCAUUUACCAGCAUGUUUAUCCCGGUACGCUUACAAAAAUAAAAUUAGUUUUUAUUUUGUUUAACAAAUCGGAUCAUCUGUGAAUUGGAAAUAGGUAUCUGUUCUUUAUAUUUCAUGAAAAAAAAACAAAAAAAAACGGGUUACUAUAAUAUUUAACCAGUAAUUGUCAUUUCUCAUAAUAUAUGCAUAGAUCAAAUCUUGAUCUAAUGAUUCAUUUUUGAUUAAUUGGUGAUAUAGACGACGAAAUUGUAUUGCGACCCUCAAGAACUGAAGCGAAAAAUAAGUAAAAUUUAAUAAUACAGAAAACAUUGAAGAUCAAUAUUGAAAUUGACGAUACCUUUGAUGAAAUCGAUGUGCUUGCAUAUUCUCGCUGAAAAGAUCGAAUUUUGGCUUUAUUUCGGUAUUGGUUCCUAAAUUUCUUUCAAAUUUGAUCAAUAUUUUGUACCAACAUAAGUUAGUGCUGAAAAAAUUUAAACGUGGUCGGGAACGCCAUUUUGAAGUGCCCCGAUAUAGAGCAUACUGUAAUAAAUCCC
This is a messenger RNA of Styela clava, 14698 nucleotides long. The record is from RefSeq and is a predicted model, not a curated record. NCBI's taxonomy places the organism in Eukaryota, Metazoa, Chordata, Ascidiacea, Stolidobranchia, Styelidae.